AUGGUAGCGCGGAAUGAUGUGUUGAUGGAGACCAUGAAUCAAUGCAAUGGGGAGACAGGGAAGAGGAUAACAAGGGUUUUGCCCGUCCACAGUUUAAAUUUUUCUGCGCAGGAUACUACCAAACAAGUAGUUGAAAAAUGGACUGUAGAAUUGGAGAGAGGGAACCCGGAGGCUAAGGCUCUACUUGAAAGCGCAGAAGCACUGCGAAUGAGCGAUAUACCAGUGGCAUUCCCUACGGAGACUGUGUACGGAUUAGGUGCGGAUGCGACACGAAGCGCGGCUGUUCAGGGCAUAUACAAAGCCAAGCAAAGACCGGCAGACAACCCCCUCAUCGUUCAUGUUAGCUCACGGGAGCAAUUACAGCGCAUCCUGCGAUCGCACUCAUCAAGACCUGACCAUGGUAGUUCCGACUCGAGAAAGACGGGAAACCAGGAGAGAGAAGAAACCAAUCUCAUCCCGCCCAUAUACGAGCCUCUAAUAAGCAAAUUUUGGCCUGGCCCAUUGACUAUCAUAUUACCGAAUCCAACGCCUUCCCCUCUCGCACCGGAGGUUACAUCUACACUUACUACGUUUGGCGCUCGAAUGCCAUCUUCUCCGCUUGCAAGACUCCUCAUACAUCUCACGGAUAGACCACUUGCAGCCCCGUCUGCAAAUGCCUCAACAAAACCAUCUCCCACCACGGCUCAGCAUGUGUUUACUGAUAUGCAGGGACGUAUUGAUAUUAUCCUGGAUGGAGGUCCCUGUGGAGUUGGAGUGGAAAGUACUGUGGUUGACGGACUUCUACACCCCCCAGCAAUACUCCGUCCAGGAGGUAUUGGUAUUGAAGAGAUACGGGCGUGCCCUGGAUGGGAGGACGUGCGAGUUGGGUAUAAAGAUGGCGCAUUGCAGGGUAAAGAGGCACCGCGGGCUCCCGGAAUGAAGUAUAAGCAUUAUUCCCCGAAGGCGAAAGUUGUCCUGUUUGAGGCGGGGAAGGGUAUUCAAGCGGUCAAAACCAGGCUGCUUCAGGAUCUAGCACGGGAUACUGGUGAAGAGAAACAUGGCUGUAGCGACGUUGCAUCCUCUUUCCCUCGUGUAGGGAUAGUCAGGACCAAAUGUUGGAAGAAGGGAUUGGGUAUUCCUAGUUCCCCUGAAUAUAGACUAAACGAUGGCUCAACUGGUUCAGAGCCAUCGAGCAUAUCCAAUGCCCAAACUGAUCCCCUCGCCUCUCCACCCAGUGAAGUUCACCAACAGAUUCACCUGCGGCUUCUCCCUUCCGCAGAACUCAACUUGGCUACCCCCGUUGAGCUCUUCGAUGUUAGCAUUGGUCGAGAUACAGAAUCGAUUGCAAGGGGCUUAUUUUCUGCUUUACGCGGUUUAGAUGAGGAAAAUGUCUCCGUAAUAUAUGUUGAAGGCAUCCCGGAUACAGAAGGGGAUCUUGCGGCUGCGAUCAUGAAUCGGUUGCGAAAAGCGGCAGAGGAGGAAAUUAGAUGA
Messenger RNA from Paracoccidioides brasiliensis Pb18, 1470 nucleotides. RefSeq names its product Sua5/YciO/YrdC/YwlC family tRNA threonylcarbamoyl adenosine modification protein. Bases 1 to 1470 code for a protein of 489 amino acids. Gene Ontology annotation, biological process: regulation of translational fidelity. Gene Ontology annotation, molecular function: tRNA binding; double-stranded RNA binding; nucleotidyltransferase activity. The record is from RefSeq and is a predicted model, not a curated record. Gene Ontology annotation, cellular component: cytoplasm. The transcript has a single exon.